Molecule: messenger RNA, 390 nt
Organism: Cylicostephanus goldi
Lineage: Eukaryota; Metazoa; Nematoda; Chromadorea; Rhabditida; Strongylidae
Source: the annotation of a GenBank genome assembly
GACUACGCAGCUCUACAUCAGCGAAAUCACAUGGAUUAUGUGUCAUCUAUCUGGGUUGUAGCUAUCACUUUUCUCUCCGUCGGUUACGGUGAUAUCGUACCGCAUACCAAUUGUGGACGAACAAUGGCUGUAAUCACUGGAAUCUUGGGAACCUGCGCCUCAUCGAUGGUCGUCGCUGUAGUGGCGAGGAAGCUGGAGUUGACCAGAGCCGAAAAGCAUGUGCAUAAUUUCAUGAUGGAUACACAGCUUACUAAACAGCUGAAGCACUCGGCAGCGAAUGUACUGAGAGAGACAUGGCUGAUCUACAAAUUCAGAAAGAAGGUGGAAAAAAUUGACUAUGCACGCAUUCGACAACAUCAGAGAAAAUUUCUUGUGGCUAUCUAUGAGUAA